AUGAAGAUCAGGAGACAUGCCUGCAAAGUUCUCUGCAUUGGGCUGACUCUGUUUAUCGCCUAUAGUCUCUUCCUGGUAUUUUAUACCAAGGUGACUUUACAAAAGUUAUUUCUGGCUAGUGUCCAAGAGGAGCUUCGUUUGCCUCUAUCUGAAUGGAACGGGACAGUGAAAAAGAAACUCUCUCAUUUAGAGUUGGAUUUGCAGCAUCUGAAAGAAAGUAUGAAACUGGUUAUGAAGCAACAAGAAAAUUUGAACAACACACUGGAGGGGAUGGAAGAUGAACAUCCUGUUCAAAAGGCAGUGGAAGUCAAGGCAAGUGAGACAAAGAAACCCAAACCCAGAGAGAAACUCUUCCCAGACUCACCGCUUUUCAAACAGUGGGGUGAGGAUCUUUCUGAGGCCCAGCAGAAAAAGGCCAAGGACCUCUUCCGGAACUUUGGUUACAAUGCUUACCUCAGUAACCGGCUGCCCCUGGACCGGGCCAUCCCAGACACUCGGCAUUCCAGGUGUCUUCAGAAGACAUAUUCUUCACAACUCCCAUCCCUCAGUGUCAUUCUCAUAUUCAUGAAUGAAGCUCUGUCCAUUAUACAACGGGCCAUCACCAGUAUCAUCAACCGGACCCCCUCUCCAUUGUUGAAGGAGAUCAUCUUGGUGGAUGAUUUUAGCUCAAAUGGAGAACUAAAGGCAAACUUGGAUGAGACUAUUAAGCUUUACAACCAGAAGUAUCCAGGACUACUGAAAAUAGUGCGGCACACCAAGAGGAAAGGCCUCGCUCAGGCCCGCAACUCUGGCUGGGAGGCGGCCGCGGCCGACGUUGUUGCCAUCUUGGACGCUCAUGUUGAAGUGAACGCCGGGUGGGCAGAGCCCAUCUUGGCCCGGAUUCAGGAAGAUCACACCGUGAUUGUGUCUCCUGUGUUUGAUAAGAUUCAUUUUGACACCUUUGAAGUGGAUAAGUAUGAUUUGGCAGUUGAUGGGUUUAACUGGAAACUCUGGUGCCGCUAUGAUUCACUGCCAAAGACCUGGAUUGACCUGAAUGAUGUCACCGCUCCAGUGAAGAGUCCUUCCAUCAUGGGCAUCCUGGCUGCCAACAGGCUCUUCCUGGGAAAGAUUGGAUCUCUGGAUGGUGGGAUGCUGGUCUAUGGAGGAGAGAAUGUGGAACUUAGCCUGAGGGUGUGGCAGUGUGGAGGGAGAAUCGAGGUCUUGCCCUGCUCCCGGAUUGCUCACCUAGAGAGAUACCACAAGCCCUAUGCCUUGGAUCUGACUCCUGCCUUGAGGCGCAAUGCUCUCAGAGUGGCCGAAAUCUGGAUGGAUGAGUACAAAGACAUGGUCUACUUGGCCUGGAACAUACCUCUCCAGAACUCUGGAAUCGAUUAUGGAGACAUUUCUUCCAGAAUAGCACUCCGGGAGAAAUUGGAAUGUAAAACUUUUGACUGGUAUCUGAAAAAUAUUUAUCCAGCCCUGAAGCCAAUACGCGACAUUGUAGGCUACGGAAGACUGAAAAACCCACUGGAUGGAAAUGUCUGCCUGGAUCAGGGACCUAUUCUAGGCAACACCCCCACCAUGAAUUACUGUAAUGAAUACAGUUCACAGAAUGUCUACUACCAUCUAACUGGGGAGUUGUAUGUGGGACCGCUGAUUGCAGAAACAAAUACUGAUGAUCGCUGCCUGACAGACCCUGGCAGUGGGGAGAAGCCCACUUUAGAGCCAUGUUCCAAGGCAGCCCAAAAUAGACUGCACAUAUAUUGGGAUUUUAAACCGCAAAGAGCCCUCAAAAACAGAGUCACCAACCGAUGUCUGGAGAUAAAGAAGAGCAAUUUGGGUUUCUAUAUGCCUGUGCUCCAGACCUGUACCACACAAGUGUGGACAAUCCAGCAUACCGUCCGAGGCUGGGGGGCCAACUAGCAUCCCGUGAUCCUCAGAGAGCCUGCAUUUGGGACAUCAGUUCUUGCCACUGAAUGGUUUCUACUCCCA
Miniopterus natalensis is the source of this 1971-nucleotide messenger RNA. RefSeq names its product polypeptide N-acetylgalactosaminyltransferase 8 (gene GALNT8). The record is from RefSeq and is a predicted model, not a curated record. Gene Ontology annotation, cellular component: Golgi apparatus. Gene Ontology annotation, biological process: protein O-linked glycosylation. Gene Ontology annotation, molecular function: polypeptide N-acetylgalactosaminyltransferase activity. Lineage: Eukaryota; Metazoa; Chordata; Mammalia; Chiroptera; Miniopteridae.